AUGCUGAAGCCUGCCGAGGCCGUUCUGUACACCGGAGCCAUCAAUGAGGUGGUAACCGACUUCAUAAACUCACUGGAUGUCUUGAGGAAAGAGACUCCCUCUGGAGACAUGGUGAAUGACAUCUCCAAUGUCUUCUAUCGAUUUGCAUUUGAAGGAAUUUCCUACAUUUUAUUUGAGACACGAAUUGGCUGUCUAGAGAAGAAAAUUCCCCCGGAGUCUCAAAAAUUUAUCGAUUCCAUUGGAGCCAUGUUGAAAUACUCGAUAUAUGUGAGCAUUCUUCCAGCCUGGACCCAUAAUAAGCUCCCUUAUUACAGAUUGUACCUAGAGAACUGGGACAACAUUUUUAAUUUUGGAAUCAAGUUGAUUGAGCAGAAGAUGGAGAAGAUACAAGCUCGCUUGGACCGUGGGGAGGAGGUACAGGGGGAGUACCUCACUUAUCUGCUGUCCAGUGGAAAACUGACCAAACAGGAGGUGAACGGCAGUGUGUGCGAGCUGCUUUUGGCUGGAGUGGACACGACAUCUAAUACCCUCUCCUGGGCACUGUACCACCUUGCCAGGGACCCAGAGAUCCAAAAAUCCCUUUAUCAGGAGGUGAACAAUAUUGUCCCGGGUGACAGCAUACCCACCGCCGAAGAUAUCGCCAAGAUGCCACUGCUGAAAGCUGUGAUUAAGGAAGCACUCCGGCUGUACCCAGUAGUACCGACUAAUUCCAGAGUGACUGUUGAGAAGGACAUAACCCUCGGGGGCUACUGGUUUCCAAAAGAUACACUGUUUGCGUUAAAUCACUACCAGAUCUCUCGAGAUGAGGACAACUUUCCAGAGGCUAACAAAUUCCUCCCCAAGCGCUGGCUGCGAGAUAACAAGGUGAAGAAUAACCCCUUCAGCUCCAUCCCAUUCGGGUACGGAGUCCGAGCUUGUGUGGGUCGCAGGAUCGCAGAACUGGAAAUGCAUCUGGCUGUAUCACGGAUAAUUCAGAAGUAUGAGCUCAGACCUGACCCUGAAGGUGUGGAAGGUUUCUGCUAUGUCCAGGGUUGUUCUUACCCCAAAUCGUCCCGAUUAACCUCCAGUUUCUGA
Messenger RNA from Staurois parvus, 1074 nucleotides. Lineage: Eukaryota; Metazoa; Chordata; Amphibia; Anura; Ranidae. The record is from the annotation of a GenBank genome assembly.